Molecule: messenger RNA, 690 nt
Organism: Frankliniella occidentalis (western flower thrips)
Lineage: Eukaryota; Metazoa; Arthropoda; Insecta; Thysanoptera; Thripidae
Gene: Tat
Product: tyrosine aminotransferase
Exons: 6
Coding region: 1-690 (229 amino acids)
Biological process (GO): biosynthetic process; amino acid metabolic process
Molecular function (GO): pyridoxal phosphate binding; transaminase activity
Source: RefSeq, a predicted model, not a curated record
AUGAAAAGCAUAAGUCAAACUAUUCAAAUCAGAAGUAAAAUAUUCGGCGACAUUGUUUUAUGCAGCGGCUGUUCGUGCUCGCUCGACCUCUGCAUCACAGUGCUGGCGAACCCGGGCCAGAACAUCCUCGUCCCGCGGCCGGGCUUCUCCAUCUACCGCACCCUGGCCGAGGGCCUCGGCAUACGCACCAAAGCCUACCGCCUGCUGCCGGACCGCGGGUGGGAGGUGGACCUCGCCGACCUGGAGGCGGCCGUGGACGCGGACACCGCGGCCAUCGUCAUCAACAACCCCAGUAACCCGUGCGGCUCCGUCUUCUCGCGCCAGCACCUCGCCGACAUCCUCGACAUCGCCUCGCGCCACCGGGUGCCGAUCAUCGGCGACGAGAUCUACGAGCACCUGGUCUUCCCCGGCCAGCGCUACCACAGCCUCGGGUCGCUCUCCGAGGACGUCCCCGUGCUGUCCUGCAGCGGCCUCACCAAGCGCUUCCUGGUCCCCGGCUGGCGCAUGGGCUGGAUCGUUAUCCACGACCGGCACGGCGUGCUGGGCAGCGAGGUCCGGGCGGGACUGCAGAAGCUCAGCCAGCGCAUCAUCGGCAGCAACACGCUGGUGCAGGGCGCGCUGCCCGCCAUCCUCAGGAACACCCCCGAGGCCUUCUUCGAGGACACGAUCCACAAGCUGCACAAGUACUAA